UCUCCAUUGGUUUAAAGAACCUGGCGUUUGAAUGUUCCUUUGUCAAGAUCAACACUGGUGAACCCUGUACUUCAUGUUCAUGCCAUGUGCUUGUUUCUCACAUUCUUACACUGGGUGAUAAAUGUUAUCAUUACUCGUGCCAUUCCUAGAACUUUGUACCACAGAACAAACAGGUUUGAUUGGUCUAUGUUUGACCAAUCAGCCAGCUUUGUUUACAAGACUCAGUCAAAGAGAUCCCACAGAGUGGACCUUGUGAUUUGUCAUUCAUUCUUGAAACUGGACACCUACAUGGCUCUUCAGGUCAUCCUGCCUUGACAACUGAUUUGCUAUUUUUUUGUUAAGUUUGUCAAUCAGGCUGUCUACAACAAGCAUGAUUCUUACUUUUGUGUGGAAUUUCCUGGGUGCAAUCCUGAAUGACCCCCACAUUACUGUAAUGUCACUCAAAAUUGAUUGAAAGCCUCCAUAACAAAUUAACUAUUAAGGCAGGCAGGCCUAAAGAGAACAACAGAAAAAAAUAGAGAGUGUGCAAAUGAGAGAGAAAGAGAGAGAGAGACAGUCCGAGUGUGGAGACGGGCCGACACAAGCACAGCCGGAGGAGCCCAGAGCUCACACACUGCUCUGCUGGAGUUGUGGAAGAUAAGCUGCAUUUCUUCACUCACUGCAGCAAAUAUCAGAGCAUCAAAGAUGCUUACUUCACACAAAUAUCUCUAAUACCACAAUUCUAGUAAGCCACAAAUACAGAGAAACUCCAUUAUAUUUUGUGAAAAAAUGAAAAGUUUCUCCACCUAGCAGCACAGUACAUGUACUCAUGACACUAUAUGACAGAAAAAGGCUGAACCCCUUAUCCCUUAUUUAAGCUCUCUGUCCUUAACAUUUAUUAUUAUAUACUUUUAUUAAUCUUUUUUAAUAAACUUGCUUAAUGUGACAACAUAUAUAGGGGAGAAUAGGAGAAAAAACAGACAUUGCCCCAAGAACUAUGUUCAGGCUGUUUACAACAAGUAUGAUUUUCACUUUGGGGUGAAAUUUCCUGGGUUCACUCCCGGACAAACCCCCACAUUACUGUGAUGUUGCUCAAUAAUGAUUGAAUGCCUCCAUAACAAAUCAACUAUUAAGGCAGGCAUGCCUAAAGAGACCAACAGAUAAAAGGAGAGGGUGUGCAAAUGAGAGGGAGAGAGUUGGAGGAAAAACAGGCAUUCUCACAAGAACGGCAUACUUAUUAAAGCAGACAACAUUUUCCAAUUUCCUUUAGUCCAGUUUUGGUGAGCCCAUAUAAAUUGUAGUCUCCUUUUCUGUGUGGUCUUUUGGUGCUGUAAGCAAUUUGGCUCAAUGUGUUGUAUGUUCAGUUAUUGUGGCCUUUCUAUCUAGUUAUUUUCCUCAGAACAGUGAUUUCAAGAAGGAACAUUCACCCACAGAACUUCCAGUCAGAUUUCCUCUUUUUAGACCAUUUUCUAUAAAUUCUAGAGAAGACAACGAUGAUGAUGAUGGUGAUGAUGAUGAUGAAACAACUAUGUUCAAACUCAACCAACUUCCCACACCCCAAUUCUGAUGCUCAAUUUGAGCAGACUAUCUGAACCAUGUCUACAUUGCUUUGCUGCCACAGAGAGUCUGAUUAUUUGCUAUAAUGAUUAUUUGAACUGGUGUAUGUAAUAUACUGUGUCUGUGUGUUUUUCAGUUCAAUUAAAUAUUGUCUUUUAUUAAUCCCUGUCCAGAGGUCAUCAUGAACAGAAUAUGGACUUUGUUCAAAUCCCAUCCAUACAUUCCCAAUGUAGUGGGAUACACAACUCUGUUUGCCACAGCAGAUCUUAUUCAGCAAGGUGUGAUGGGAAAAGCACAGGACAAAGAGACAGAACAAGAAGUACAAGAUACAUUGAAGACCUCCAUUGAGAGAUUUACUGUAUCAAAAGAAGGAAAGACAGAUGAUUUAACACUGUACAAUGCCAAAACAAAUGAUGCAGGAAAUCAAACCUUAAGUGAAAUGCAACAUGUUCCACAGUUUCAUAGAAGUUUCAUUGACUGGUCCCAGACUGCACGAGUGGCAUUGGUUGGGUUUUGUUUCCAUGCUAACUUCAAUUACCAUUGGCUACGGGGACUAGAGAGAAUGUUUCCAGGAGGAGGAACCAAGAGAGUGUCACUUAAAGUGAUUUUGGACCAGCUAAUUGCUGCCCCUAUGACGAUAAGUGCUUUCUACAUUGGGCUGAGCACACUGGAAGGUGCAGAAGAUCCCUUUGAAGACUGGAAAAAUAAAUUCUGGACCUCAUAUAAGACUGGUGUGGUUUACUGGUCAACAAUGCAGGCUGUGAACUUCUCCCUGAUCCCACCAGCGGCUCGCACUGUUUUUGUUGGAGGAGUUGCUCUCGGCUGGACCAUCUUUCUGUGUCAUUUUAAGCAACAGAAGAGUGACGUCCGGAGUUAGGCUUUUUAUGUACAACUGUCUGUCUUUGAAUUUUUUAAAACAUGGAAUUGCUUAAAUCUAUAUCUUAAUGUGCAUAUAUGCAGCUAUGUACAUAGUACACAUUACGUAAAAAUACAUUAAAGCUUGUUUGUAUUUUAAGCAACUAAGCUUCAAACAACUGUUAAAUCUAAUUUGCAGUGAAAAAAAAUCACGUAUCAAACUCAGUUCUUGGAGGGCCACAGCUUUGCACAGAUUAGUUCCAACCCCUAAUUAAACAUAUCUGAUCAAACAAAUUAAGUGCUUAAGGCUUGUUUGUUACCUACAGAUAGGUAUGUUGAAGCUGGGCUGGAACUAAAUUAUGCAGUGUUGUGGCUCUCCAGGAAUUGAGAUUGACAUCACUGUUUUAAAUGGUUCAAAUUAUGCUACAUAAUAAAAGCUCAGUUUGUUUUAACCAUGAUAUACUUUAUUCUAAAAAAAAUAAAUAAAUAACAAGGGUUAUGUGAAUUUGUAUUUAAUGCUUAUGAACUACUUCAAAUGCAAUUAUUGAAUUUGGUCAAAAUUAUGUGUAAGUGGAUCUGUUGAAUGUAUUUAUUCUUAAAAUAGUUAUCAAAAGCAGUGCAUUCCUAUAAGCUAUCAAGUGUUUAGUAAAAUCUGAACAUAAAAUAACAGGGUGAAUGUGUAAGAGGAGGAUGUGUAAGUUUUUUACCCAUCAGUGCACGUACACUCACAUUUUGCCAAACUCCAGGAAAGAUACACUUGGUGGGAAAGAAAAGAUCUUGUUGUGAUCUUCUAACUCCUGAUGUCACAAUGUAUCAGGCUUUGGCCUUGGUCAGUACCAAACUGUUUCUGCCUGCAUUGUACAAAACAUGUUGUUUAUUAAAAGAGGUUCAUUAAAAAUUUCCAUCACAUUA
Danio rerio (zebrafish) is the source of this 3303-nucleotide messenger RNA. The record is from RefSeq and is a predicted model, not a curated record. NCBI's taxonomy places the organism in Eukaryota, Metazoa, Chordata, Actinopteri, Cypriniformes, Danionidae.